UCUUCUAGCGGUGAGGUAGAACUGCAGUUAGGGUUUUUCUGUUCUAUCUCUCCCGUCCAAUCAAACUUUCUGGAAAUCAGAAGAAUUUGCAGACUCGCAAUCAAAGUAAGAAGAUGAGGCCGAUAUUGAUGAAAGGCCACGAGAGGCCGCUCACUUUCCUCAAGUACAACCGGGAAGGAGAUCUGCUCUUCUCCUGCGCCAAGGACCACAACCCAACCGUCUGGUUCGCCGACAACGGCGAGCGCCUCGGAACUUACCGCGGCCAUAACGGCGCCGUUUGGUGCUGCGACAUCUCUCGGGAUUCAAGUAGGUUAAUAACUGGAAGUGCGGACCAGACGGCUAAGCUCUGGGAUGUUAAGACGGGCACUCAGCUGUUCACUUUCAACUUUGACUCUCCCGGAAGGUCUGUGGACUUUGCUGUUGGGGAUAAGCUUGCAGUCAUGACCACUGAUCCGUUCAUGGGGCUGCCUUCUGCUAUCCACGUAAAGAGAAUUGCUAGCGAUCCUGAAGACCAAACGGGUGAAUCUGUGCUUAUCAUGAAGGGCCACCAGGGAAGGAUCAAUAGAGCUGUUUGGGGACCUUUGAAUAAGACAAUUAUAAGCGGUGGUGAAGAUUCUGUUCUUCGCAUCUGGGAUGCUGAGACUGGAAAACUACUUAAGGAGUCUGACAAGGAAUCUGGUCACAAGAAGGGGAUUACUUCUCUGGCAAAAUCCAUUGAUGGAUCACACUUUAUAACAGGUUCUUUGGAUAAAUCAGCAAAGCUUUGGGAUAUCAGAACCUUGACACUUCUUAAGACAUAUGUGACUGAGCGCCCAGUGAAUGCAGUUACAAUGUCACCGCUGUUGGAUCAUAUUGUGCUUGGAGGUGGUCAAGAUGCAUCUGCUGUAACAACCACUGACCAUCGUGCUGGGAAGUUUGAGGCUAAAUUCUUUGAUAAGAUUCUUCAAGAAGAAAUCGGUGGCGUCAAAGGGCACUUUGGACCAAUUAAUGCUUUGGCUUUCAACCCUGAUGGGAAAAGUUUUGCGAGUGGUGGUGAAGAUGGGUAUGUGAGAUUACAUCAUUUUGACGCCGAUUACUUCCAUAUCAAGAUUUAAGGUUGAAGUGCAGCUUCUCAAAUCGAAAAACAAUCGCAAUCUCCCCCGCCUUCGUUCUUCCUGGUUGAGCAAAAUUUUUGUAGAGGAUAGCUUGUUAAGGCUUGAAAAACUUCAGAAAGGGAAUAUACUGUGUUUGGUGCUGUUUCUGUUGAAUGUUAAAUGGAUUAUUUAUUCAAAGUUAUGUUUUUAACCUCUAUUGAGUAUUAUAAAACGACCAAAUUUUACUUUCA
Messenger RNA from Ipomoea triloba (trilobed morning glory), 1324 nucleotides. RefSeq names its product eukaryotic translation initiation factor 3 subunit I-like. Gene Ontology annotation, molecular function: RNA binding; protein binding; translation initiation factor activity. Lineage: Eukaryota; Viridiplantae; Streptophyta; Magnoliopsida; Solanales; Convolvulaceae. The record is from RefSeq and is a predicted model, not a curated record. The coding region runs from base 114 to 1094 and encodes 326 amino acids. Gene Ontology annotation, cellular component: eukaryotic translation initiation factor 3 complex, eIF3m; cytoplasm. The transcript is spliced from 8 exons. Gene Ontology annotation, biological process: cytoplasmic translational initiation.